AUGUUGCCCCUCACCUACUUGUUUGUCUUAGCGUGCGCUAGCGCUAGUGCUCAAGCUGCGAUACCUCGUGGCAGUGCCACCCACGUGCAAAUCGAGAAACGGUUCAGCAAUGCGCGAUUUACCUUUUUUGAUACUGGGCUUGGUGCAUGUGGCUCGACCAACGUCGGAAGCGACUUUAUUGUGGCACUAAAUUCCGAGGUAGGAGACGUUCACGUUUCCCGACAAAAACUAAAAUCCAGCCAAAAGCAAUACGGAAAUGGUGAACACUGUUACAAGAUGAUCGAGAUAACCUACAAAGGGAAGACAAAACAGGCUCAGAUAGUCGAUAUGUGUCCUGGUUGCGGUUUUGGCGCUCUCGACUUUAGCACUGGCUUAUUCGAUUACUUUGCUUCGGAGGACCUGGGUGUCAUAUACGGCAGUUGGAAGUUCCUCGAUGGAACUGUGACGACGACGACGCAGAAAACCACAACAAGACCAUUGCCUACAAGAACAACCAGUCACAUUCAGCUUCCCAUAUCGAGUACAACACCUAAACCUAUGGUCUCUCCGGUUGCACCGGCAGUUUUAGACGAUGUGCGACUUGCAUUAUCCGCCUUAUUGGGUGUUGUUUCUAUUGGGGCAUAG
Molecule: messenger RNA, 624 nt
Organism: Mycena indigotica
Lineage: Eukaryota; Fungi; Basidiomycota; Agaricomycetes; Agaricales; Mycenaceae
Exons: 4
Coding region: 1-624 (207 amino acids)
Source: RefSeq, a predicted model, not a curated record